AUGGCAACCUCUGCUUCCGCUUUACCAUCUGGUCCACUCCGCUUUGCAUCCUCGACUACCGGCCCAUCAACACCUCAUACCUUCGCCCUCCGCUAUCCUCCUUCUCAUCCCGUCGGACUGUCCAACGCUGGCGCUUCUCUCUCCUCUACCGCCUCAGGCGAUGUUUCCCUGCGCCAGGGCCCUUCCGAGCCUCGUGGUCGUCGAUGGGCCGGAAAGCCUGCUCAAACUUCCGAUAUCGAGUGUGCGGUCGUAUGGGAUGAGAAACAACACGUUGGUCCCCCAUUUGAUGCCCCCGUCGUCAAUCUGAAUUCCGAUGACACUGGACCGCUGCAGAUGAAACCUACCCCACUGGCUCAGCAACCGAGCGCCAAGCCAACUGUACUGCCUCGUUCUCAAGAUCGCGAUCACAACACCAGCGAUCGUUCCGCUCGGCCUACUCCCACCCCGAACACCAACAAUCCCACCACCAGUCCAAAAGUCAACCUUGUUCUCCCCACCAAAAAGAGGGAUUACUCUGCCUACUCAUCUCAAAAUCCCCAGACACAACACCCCCCACCUGCCCAUCGAACCUUCAACCAAUCCAACUUGAUCACCACCUCACCUGCCAGCGAUACUGCUCCUCUCCGUGUUGCCCAGGCUGAGGAAGUUGAAGAAUUUGAUUUUGUCGAUAGCCCUGCCGACCCCGACCCACCCCCUCAACCUCACCCUGCCGCCCCCUCGCCCCUAUCGCCCUUGAAACUCCCAAGUCCGGCUUCCACUCAAGCUCAAACCCAUAUCUACCCUGCAAGGCCCAAUCCCGCAAACCUUGCACCCGCUGCUACCAGUCCUGUCGGAAGGCCCACCCUCAGCCGCUCACCCUCUCUGGCCGAUAAUGGACCGACAUCUGGCUCUCCUCUUGCUCGGCCCAACGGAAACCCUCCCUUGAUCCUCCCCUCUCGUCCUUCAAACACCCGCCCGAACGCCCCAUCCCCAGCCUAUCCUUACAAUGGCCUUCCCCGCUCCGCUAACCUCACCAACCAGCCCACAGCGCCAAGUCCACUGCAGAGCGUGGCCUACUCCUCUAGCUCCUCUCCGGAAGACCGAGUUCCGACCGCGCCUACUCCCGCCUUGGUCAGCGUCUCGCCAGCAUCAGUAACGGUUACAACAACCGAAAGUGUCCCAAGUCAUGGUGCUCCAACCCGACGAUUUCCCCUGCCAUCCUCAAACGGAAUCAACGGACGAUCUGGAGUCAGCUCACCAAUACCCACCUGGCAGUACACCCAGCAUCUACAACAGCCCCAUAUCAACGGUGGAUCUCCCCUUGGUGUCAACGGCAAUCGCUCACCUGCAGCUUUGACCGCUCACAACCUGUCAACAGCCUCAUCUGCACCCUCGGUGCCUCAGCGUGCCUAUCAACGCAGCGAUUCCGGCAGCUCUGUUAGAGAGAGUGACACAGACUCGGACGACGACGAAGAGGGUGAAGAAUCAUCUGAGGAUGACGACGGCUUUGAGGCAGUGCUACCACCAGCUCAACCUACCGAACUGCCACCACCACCGCAAGCAGCAGAACCCCAGAGAGACUCUGAGCAAGAUGCUGAGGCCGAAGAGGAUGACGAGGAGGCCGAGUUCGAACUGGCGACCUUUGCCACAGAACUCGAGGCUAGUAUGUUGAUUGGUGAAGUGUACGGUUCAAAAGCAGGCCUAGGCCCAUACGGUACAGAGCCUAUAGUGCCCGAAGCUACUCUACCAGCACCGGCCACUAAAACAACCAAGGGCAGGAAGAAAACCCCGAACACCAAUCCAAAGGGUAAUGCGACUACACGCAAAGCUGGUGCCUCUAAGGCAAAAUCGAAAGCAAAAGGAUAA
Messenger RNA from Puccinia triticina, 1845 nucleotides. RefSeq lists its product as uncharacterized. Bases 1 to 1845 code for a protein of 614 amino acids. The record is from RefSeq and is a predicted model, not a curated record. The transcript is spliced from 3 exons. NCBI's taxonomy places the organism in Eukaryota, Fungi, Basidiomycota, Pucciniomycetes, Pucciniales, Pucciniaceae.